Schistosoma mattheei is the source of this 462-nucleotide messenger RNA. The record is from the annotation of a GenBank genome assembly. NCBI's taxonomy places the organism in Eukaryota, Metazoa, Platyhelminthes, Trematoda, Strigeidida, Schistosomatidae.
AUGGUUCCUCUUUUUAAACAAAUUGCGAAGUCAGUCUCAAGUUCCCACUUUCAGGUUGCUGAACGAGCACUAAGCUAUUGGAACAAUGAUAAUAUAGUUUCUCUUAUUGAAGAAAAUCAUGACACUCUUAUACCAAUAUUAUUCCCAUCCUUCUAUCGUAUUUCACGUGAGCAUUGGAAUCAAACAAUUGUGGCUUUGGUCGGAAAUGUUCUGAAAAUCUUUAUGGAAAUGAAUACAAAUUUGUGCAAUCAGUUAGCUGAAAAACACAAAGUAGAACGUCAAAGGGAACGUAAACGGGAGAAGGAACGUGAAGAAUUAUGGAAGAAACUUGAGCAGCUGAGGAUGUCUGGUUCGGGCGACACACCUGGCCCACCAAAUAUUGAUUCAAAAACUAGCUCUGCAAUUACCAACAAUGCUUUCACUAAUGUCCAUCAACUUGGGGUAAAUGUGACUAAGCGCUAG